CUCAUUUCCAAGAUGGCGGAUUUUUUUUGAAAAAUCAAGUUUGGUUAUAAAAAUUCUAAAUAAACUGAAAUAUUUUGAGAAAUAACGCAAAUAAACCAUCAGGAGCACUUGGGAUUUAGCCUGGGGAAUCGAGGGAACAGAUUUAUAUAGUUAAGUUUGGAUAACCAAGUCUAAAUUUGCUAAAAAUAUGGAGAGGAAACACUUGUACAAAGCGGCAUCGGAUACGGUAGACAAACUUCGCACACGAAAACGACAAGAACACUGUGGUUUGAGGAAAGAGAAACGCGAUAAAAUAUUAAGUUUGAAACGACUAAGAUACGAGGAGAGUGGCGAGAAUAGCGAUCCUUUUAAUUUAACAGUUGAAGAUGCGAUUUCUUUGUCGAGAGCUAUUCGAAAACAAGGACCAGAUAGUUUAGAUAUUUUAAGAAAGUUGAAAAGGGGUUUUACACAAGGAAACUUGAUUGCAGAUACGUUUAUAGCGCAAGAUGGAGCUCUGCAGUCGCUAGUUAGAUUCUUAACAGGUAAUCAGGUUAAAUUUUAAAACUAGGCAAGGAGAUGCAAAUAAAUCACCACAGCUAGAAAGAGCAUACUAAAAUGAGUAAAAUUGCAAAGUUUGGUUGCAAAAUGUUGUAAAAUACGGAAAAUAUAGCCUUGCAAAGUUCGCACAUUUUGUAUCGCGUGCGGAAAUUCCUACCACAUUUGGGCCGAAAAUGGUAGUAAUUUCCGCACGCAAUACAAAAGUAUACGAAAUUUGCGAACUUUGCAAGGCUAUAUUUUCCACCGAUUUUACAACAUUUCGCAACCAAACUUUGCAAUUUUACUCAUUUUAGUAUGCUCUUUCCAGGAAUAUAUAUACUAUUAGUAUUACUAUACUGUUAAUAAGAAAUUAGUCUAUAAUGGGAAUUGUCUAUUGCGGGAACCACUGAGCAUUUUCAUGAAAUCACAACAACUGUAACUCCGAAUAAAGACAACGUUUUUUAUUCAACGUUUCGACUUUAUUCAGUCAUCAUCAGGAAUGGAUAAUGUUACAUAGUAAUGCCAAUAUGUACAGCGGAUAGUUUGUAAUUUAAUAUCUACUAGUAAAAAACCAAUAGUUCUCAGGACGCUUGAUGCAACGGUUGAUUUUUUCGGUUUCUGCCUGUGAAUGGCGAGUGCUUCUUUGAAUAAUAACACUGACCAGUGUUUUGCCUUGUCCAGGAUGAUGGAGUUGUGGAGAAGGAAAAGUGUUAGGUCAAACCGUUCGUUUGUGUCAGAAUCGUCGAUGUUAAGUGUCAUUAGGUUGGUGAUGUAGGUGAAGUGUUUGCAAGUGUUGAUGUGUUUGUAAAUCUGAGAUUUGUCAGUUGUUCCAUGUUCAUUGAGUCCUGCGUGAAGGCAUCUGUCGGUCUUUCCUAUGUAAGAUUUAGAGCAGCCUGGACAGGAGAAUUUAUAAACAAUAGAACUCUGAAAUUCCUAAUUAGGUGUUUUGCCCUUACACGAAACAAAGCGGCUUGUUGUCAUUGACAUUGUGUCAAGCCUUAUGGUGCAUGGAGACUAGAGUGUCUAAAAGUCGUAAAAUUUUCUAUGUCCUUUAUUUUGCUUUACACAGAAGACAAAAUAUGCCAGUACAAAAGUGAAACACAAAUAAUGAUAGAACAGUUCAAUACUUUAUAUGAACCUAUCAACAUAUUUCAACAGGUAAUGACAUUGAUCUUCAAAUCGAGGCUGCGUGGUGUUUCACGAAUCUCGCGGGAUCCACGCGGGACCACGCUGUACACAUCCUAAAAGCCGGUGGUGCUUAUUUAAUCACAUACCUCAGAGGUAGCAAUGUGUUGCUACAAGAUCUCUGCGCAUGGACGCUCGGCAACCUUGCUGGGGAUUGUGAGGAAUGUAGGAGGAUAAUGCUGGAUCAAGGUGCAGUGGAUCCCUUGGUUCACUUAUUGAAAGUAGGUACAUUUUGGUACAUGUGUUGAUACCAAUGAUAUCCAUGGUUUGUAGGUGGACUAAGGUGGCGUGAAAAUGUGUCAAAAGACAACCUUCAUUUUUAUGCACAAGCUAAAAAACAGCCCUUUCAAUUUUAAGAAAAAAUUUAGUUUGAAGAAAUUCGAAGACCCUUAAUAAAUUUGAUUAAGAAUUUAUUACAACAAAAGUUGUCACUGCACAUUUAGACUGUUUAUCAAUGCACAUUUUAUCACCACACAAAUUUAAUGAUCACUAAAAUGUUUUAUUAACGUUUUUUAAGAGUACGUUUUCGAACGUGGUGCAGUCUGCAGCAUUUGCCAUAUGCAACCUGGCACAAAGCAACGAUGAACGAAUUUUUGAAGAGUUUGGAAAAUCUGGAGUUGGGACAGUCCUCUUCAAACUUUUUAAAAAUUCCUCAACCUCAGCUGAUGUGAUCACAGAACUAGCCUGGAUUUUGACUUACUUCAGUGCGAAUAAUGAAAGUGUCGAAUAUCUUUUCUCGUGUGGGAUUAGUGUCUCCUUUGUUGUAGAAUUUUUGGCGAGGUGUUUUGUAUUGCCUGAUUCAGUUCAAGUUAUGACGCCAAUCAUUCGAACUUUAGGUAAUCAAGAGCUGUUUUUCAUUCAUUUGAUAAAGGCCUUUUGGAAAACUUUGCUGUGAAAAGCAUUGUUUCCUAGCCAUGUUUCCCAAAGGUGGACAAACCAGGAAACAUUGUUUCCUAGCCAUAUUUCCCAAAGGUGGACAAACCAGGAAACAUUGUUUCCUAGCCAUGUUUCCCAAAGGUGGACAAACCAGGAAACAUUGUUUCCUAGCCAUGUUUCCCAAAGGUGGACAAACCAGUGGACAGCCAUUGUUUCAUAGCCAUGUUUUCCGAAGGUGGACAAACCAGGAAACAAUGUUUCCGGGGCUCUGACUAUGUCAAAGCAGAUGAUCAAACCAAAGUUUAUGUUUAUCUUUCUAAGGAAACAUAUGCAGUGGCCCUGACCAGUUUGGUGAAGAGGCUCUUAGAAGCGGGCUUCUAUUAAAAGCUAUGACAUCAUUGCUGUCGUCAUCGAUUCAUCACGUGAGAAAAGAAAGUCUAUGGCUGCUGUCCAAUCUGGCUGCUGGCUCACAUCAGAGUGUCAAGGCUGUGUUGGAUGCUGGCUUACUUCCGAUUGUUGUGGAAAUGUUAGAUGCGACUUUUGAUAUUCAGAAGGAGGUCAGUCCCAGCACGAUAACUCCCUUUUCAAAUGCCAGAACUUGGUUUUCAAAUGCCAGAACUUGGCUUUCAAAUGCCAGAACUCCCUUUUCAAAUGGCAGAACUCCCUUUUCAAAUGGCAGAACUUGGUUUUCAAAUGCCAGAACUCCUUUUUCAAAUGGCAGAACUCCUUUUUCAAAUGGCAGAACUCCCUUUUCAAAUGCCAGAACUCCCUUUACAAAUGCCAAAACUCCUUUUUCAAAUGACAGAACUCCCUUUUCAAAUGGCAGGGCUUCCUUUUCAAAUGCCAAAACUCCCUUUUCAAAUGCCAGAACUCCCUUUACAAAUGCCAGAACUCCCUUUUCAAAUGCCAGAACUCCUUUUUCAAAUGACAGAACUCCCUUUUCAAAUGGCAGAACUUCCUUUUCAAAUGACAAAACUUGGUUUUCAAAUGCCAGAACUCCCUUUUCAAAUGCCAGAACUCCAUUUUCAAAUGCCAGAACCCCCUUUACAAAUACCAGAACCCCCUUUACAAAUGCCAGAACGCCCUUUUCAAAUGACAAAACUUGGUUUUCAAAUGCCUGAACUUCCUUUUCAAAUGCCAGAACUCCCUUUUCAAAUGCCAGAACUUCCUUUACAAAUGCCAGAAUUCCCUUUGCAAAUGACAAAACUUGGUUUUCAAAUGCCAUAACUCUUUUUCAAAUGCCAGAACUCCUUUUUCAAAUGACAGAACUCCCUUUUCAAAUGGCAGAACUUGGUUUUCAAAUGCCAGAACUCCCUUUUCAAAUGCUAGAAUUCCCUUUUCAAAUGCCAGAACUCCCUUUACAAAUGCCAAAACUCCCUUUUCAAAUAUAGUAGAACUUGGUUUUCAAAUGCCAGAACUCCCUUUUCAAAUGCCAGAACUCCCUUUUCAAAUGGCAGAACUUGGUUUUCAAAUGCCAGAACUCCCUUUUUCAAAUGCCAGAACUCCUUUUUCAAAUGCCAUAACUCCCUUUUCAAAUGGCAGAAGUGCCAGAACUGAAACGCCAGAACUCCCUUUACAAAUGCCCAGAACUCCCUUUUCAACAACCUCGUUCCCAGGCUCUUCCCUAGGAACGAGGUUGCCUUUUCAAAUGGGCAGAACUUGGUUUUCAAACGCCAGAACUCAGUUAGUUUCGUUUAGGCAUAGGCGUACGAAACAGGGGACAGGGGGGCGGCAACUGUCCUCAAAACUUUAGAGAACCAUAGAAAUUGGGGAAACAUUUCAAAGCACCAGCCCCGUACGCCCAUGCGUUUAAAUUUCCUAACGAACUUUAAAUUUACUUUAGAGUGCCAUAGUUCUGUUAAACAUUGGGUACAAAAGCGAGGAAUAUUUACGUGAAAUCAUGAAACUCGACGCACUUGGAAAAUUCCUACAACUUCUGAAGUCACAAGAUGACGAGUUGACAUUUUUAGCUUUACAAUUCAUCGAGAUGAUGCUCCGAACUUUCCCUGAAAGUCGAGGUGUGUUUGAAAAGGCGGAAGGAGUCGCCCGUCUUGACGCGUUACAGUUUAAUAGAAAUGAACAGAUUUGGCAAUGUGUUAAUGACUUGAUGGGAAGAUAUUUUGAGAACGAACAAGAAAUACAAUGAUUAGUUUGAAAACAUCAAAAAAAUAAAUGAUGGGUUUCAUUAAAGCGUUUUAAAGACGGCAGUGUUGGGAAUGGCAAUGUGCCAAUGUGAUAAAAAAUUCAUUAAUAGAGAGCUCAAGCUUCGAGCCUUCGUGUUAAACGUCAAACGGCAUACGCCAGGCAAAGAAAAAUUUUACGGUACCAGGCAAUAAAUAAAUUCGGGCCCGCAGUAAUUGGCUAUUCGCUGUUGCGGUCACCCAGCCG
Messenger RNA from Paramuricea clavata, 4965 nucleotides. Lineage: Eukaryota; Metazoa; Cnidaria; Anthozoa; Malacalcyonacea; Plexauridae. The record is from the annotation of a GenBank genome assembly.